AUGGCUCUCGUAGUGUGGGUUUGUUUCUGCUCAUUGUUUGGUGCGGCGUUAUCAUGCGAGGCCUACAUCAAGACCAACCAAUGGCCUGGCCGCUCCGUCAUCGUGCAGAUGUUUGAGUGGAAGUGGCUGGACAUUGCAGACGAAUGUGAGAGGUUUCUAGGACCCAAAGGCUUUGGAGCUGUUCAGACCUCGCCAGCAUCAGAAAAUUUGGUCAUACAUCUCGAUGGUGGUAUAAGACCUUGGUAUGAACGCUACCAAGUGAUGUCGUACAAUCUGGUUACCCGAUCAGGGGAUGCAGCUGACUUUUUGAACAUGACUACUAGAUGCAACAAAGUUGGAGUCAGAGUGUACGUCGACGUUGUAUUCAACCAUAUGACAGGGGAUUAUGAAUCAAGUGUAGGGACCGGUGGGAGUACUGCUGACACAUAUACCUGGUCAUAUCCAGGAGUUCCUUACACAGAAGAACAUUUCCAUCACCCAGUCUGUGACAUUCAAGAUUAUAAUAAUGCUACGGAGGUCCGUGUUUGCCAGCUCUCAGGACUUAAAGAUUUGAAUCAAACAAUGCCUUACGUCCGGCAAAAGAUUAUCGACUACCUUAACAACCUAAUUGAUCUUGGUGCAGCUGGUAUCAGAGUGGACGCAGCCAAGCACAUGUGGCCAGAGGACUUGAAUGAGAUUUACAAACGUCUCAACAAUUUGAACAUGAAUCAUGGAUUCCGAAGGAACUCUAGACCUUACAUUUACCAGGAAGUGUCUAAAGAUGGAACAGUAAAAUUUGAAGAGUAUAAAGAUAUGGGAGACGUCACGGAAUUCAUUGCUGGAUCGGAAUUAGCGGUAAUUUUCAGUGGUCAAAAGCCUUUGAAAACUUUACAAUCGUGGGGAACAACAACACUGGAUAUGAUGCCCAGUGAGAAUGCAGUAGUAUUCGUUGACAACCACGAUACGCAGCGCAAUGGCUUCAUACUGACUUACAAAAAUGAAACUUUGUAUAAGGCUGCGAUAGCAUUUCUCCUAGCCCAUCCGUAUGGACAACCUCGAAUGACAAGCAGUUUCUAUUUCACCGAUUUUAAUCAAGGUCCACCGGCUGAUACUGAUGAAAAUAUUGUGUCUCCAGUUAUAAAUGAGGACCAAAUGUGUAAUGGAGGUUGGGUGUGUGAACAUCGAUGGGCGCCCGUAUACAGGAUGGUUGCAUUCAGAAACGAAGUCCAUAAUACUGCUGUCACAAACUGGUGGGAUAAUGCCAAAAAUCAGAUAGCAUUUGCUCGUGGGAAGAAAGGAUUCAUUGUAUUCAACACAGAGGGAACCGAGUUGAGUAGGGAGUUCCAGACUGGACUUCCAGCUGGUGUAUACUGUGACAUAGUAUCUGGUCAGAAGGAAGGAAGCGUUUGUACUGGGAAGAAUGUGACCGUGUCUAGUACUGGGACAGCAGUCAUCACAUUAUCUGGAACCGGAGAAGAACUGCAUCUUGCUAUACAUGUUGGAGAUGAGGUUAGUGCUAAAGCUAAAAUUAUAGUAGAAUUAUUCUUAAAAUAA
Molecule: messenger RNA, 1533 nt
Organism: Spodoptera littoralis (African cotton leafworm)
Lineage: Eukaryota; Metazoa; Arthropoda; Insecta; Lepidoptera; Noctuidae
Source: the annotation of a GenBank genome assembly